This is a messenger RNA of Achroia grisella, 4647 nucleotides long. RefSeq lists its product as uncharacterized. The coding region runs from base 1 to 4647 and encodes 1548 amino acids. NCBI's taxonomy places the organism in Eukaryota, Metazoa, Arthropoda, Insecta, Lepidoptera, Pyralidae. The transcript has 14 exons. Gene Ontology annotation, molecular function: protein binding. The record is from RefSeq and is a predicted model, not a curated record.
AUGGAGGUGGCUACCAAUACACCGCACCUGGUGAGCCUCGGCACCGGCCGGCUGAGCACCGCUGUCACCUUACAUCCCAUCAAGCAAGGUCGCGUGACAAUAGGCUCGGACCCAACAUGUGACAUCUACGUGGUGGGGACAGGGGUGGCGAGCGUGCACUGCCGCGUGGAGAAUUCACACGGGGUGGUCACUUUGUACCCCAUCAGUGGUAGCACGCUACUCGACGGGUUACCAGUUGACAAGCCGACGCGGCUUUCGCAGGGUAGCAUGCUCACCAUCGGCCGGUCCAACUACCUCCGCUUCAACCACCCUGAGGAAGCCAUGCUGAUGAAGUCUGUGCUACCCUCCGCUCACGUAUCCAUGGCGCCAAUACAGUUUCAACCCAACGAGCACUGCAUCACGGGUUAUGUCACUCAUCACUCAGAAUCUACCAACCAAUGUUACCAAACCACCAACAUACAACAAUUAUAUAAAGAUAACAGCCUCACACAACUGGACCAUGAAUUAGACCUAACUCUCAAAGAAAUGUCUAGAAAAAAACCACCGGUAGCGCCUAGGAAACCUUACAGAGAUCUAGACCAAUCCGAUUCUAAUUCGGACCAAGAGUCCAGACCGAAAGUGUCCAGUAUUAUGGCCAAGGUGUCCAAGUUUGAAUAUUACGCGAAACAGCAGAAAGUGGGCCGAAGUCAAUUUUACACUUCCAAUGAAAAUGAAAUAUCUCCUAAAGUAUUUAGUUCGAAUUCUUUAACAGUCAACACACCGGCAAAGGAUGUGUUAGGUGGUAAAAAUGUACCCAACUACAUAAACAGAAGCAUGCAAGAACAAAAAGUCAUACAAGUGAAUGAUAACAAUUUGGAUCCUAAGAACUGUUCUUAUGCAAACGUAGCAAUAAGGAAUAAAAAUAAAAUUGACGAUAUAGUUAGAAAUUUUGAUGAUAAUACACGCAGUGAUUACAAUAGAUUACCCAAGAAAGUUAACAACGAUCAACAAAUUAAAAGUGAUAAUGUUUAUGGAAGAAUAAAUGUGAAACAAGAACAAAAUGAGAAGAAUAAUAUUGAAACAUAUAAGAAUAAUAUAGAAACUUGUAAGAGUGUAGUUGAAGCUAAAAAUAAUGUUGAAUCUUUUAAGAAUAAUGUUGUAGUUGCUCGAAUAGAAAAUGAUAUGGAACAAUCUAGAAAUGAUAUGUAUGGGAGGUUGUGUGAUAGAAAUGUUGGUGCUUCGAAACCUAUAAACGUUCCUUCACCAGCGUAUGAUAGAAACCCACAGUAUUCACCAGUUUACGCCAAUUGCCAGUACGACAGAAGUUUGGAAGCUGAAAGUAAAAGGAUGAGGGCAUACCAGGAUAGAAUAAAAGAAGAAGAGCAGAAGGUAGCUGAAACAGCGCGGCUGGAAGAGAUCCUAAACAUGUGCGCUGAAUACGAACGACAAAUCGCCACAGGUACCCCAAUAACACCCACAGAAAAAAGGUCGCACAAUAAAAUCAUAACCAACGGAUCUCUGCCACGUAGCGUCGCUCUCAACAACCCUAAUUUUGUUCAAACCAGUGAGGGAUAUUAUAAAUUUGAUACUAGUCACAACCGCAACAACACUCAAAACAAAUCACUUCCAACGCAAAGGAACUUGUCUAGCUACGAAAAUAUCGACGUUUCCCAGACAGAACAAAAUACACCAGAAGUUACAAUUAAAAAUCAUACUAAAAACGUUGGUCGUAUGGAUGAAAUUGGUAUACCAGUAUUCGAUGACACACACGAGUUAUCUAGUCCUGUAAUGAUAAGAAAAAUGAACAACCAAGGUGAGAAUCGAGUAGCAGUCUCUUCGCCUGUAGGCAGCCCUUACGAAAAUAUGUAUUACAAUAGGAAUAAUGUAUAUGGUAAUUUAAAACCGAAAUCUCCAAAUACGCAAAGUCCAAGGACUCGAAUAAAGACAACUUUCGCUCAUAAGAAUUUGCCAUCUCCACAGUAUUUCAUUUUUCCUACUCCACCGCCUAAAGAAAAUAGCAAUAUACCGGACUUCGAUACAAGAGAAGUAUCUCCAAAAGCAACUUAUUCAAAAGACAUAUUAAUAGAGACAUCUCCAAAACAGACAAUUUCAAAAGAAAAUAGUCCAUUUGAAUCAAAAAGCGAAGUUAAAUUUGGAGGAAUCGAAAAACAACUUAGUCUUGAAGAAGAAAUACCAAUGAUCGAUGAUUCAGAUUUAACAAAUGAUAUAGAAUUUAGGUAUUCUAAAGUUAUCGAUAAAGAAGACGAAACUUCAUCUGUCCAAGAACCUAAAGAUUCUAAGCCCAGCACACCAAAAGAAGAAACAACUGCAAUCAUCGAAGAAAGCAAUCUCAGAAAAAAUCAAAGUUUCGAUGAUGUCAAAAAAGAACUAAUGGCAGAUAUACCAGAAUUAGAAGAGUUUGAAAAUGACUUAAAACAAAACAAAGAAGAAAAGCUAAUGAAACAUAUAACUGAAGAUAUCAGGAAAAUCGACAUAGAAGCAGAUUCGCUUGAAAGUACAGUAUUAGAUGACAAUGUUGAAGAAUUGAAAAUGAAAUAUGAAAGUUUAAGAGAAGACCGGAAAAAAUACGUUGCGGAAAUACACGAGAUCAAAUGUAAGAUGUCGGAAAUCAGAUCACAAGAGGAUGAAAUCUUAAGAGAAUUGGAAAUGGAGAAAGCUCUUAUCAAAGGCGAGUACGACUCAGAAAUAGCAAUACUGAACAUAGAACAAAAGAAAAAAAUGGAACUGCUGGAAAAUGCCAAAAAGAUAGAAGAAGAGAUCAAACAACUGAAAGAGAAGCAGGAAUGUCGGCAAAAUGAAAUGAGAGAUAGAGUAGAUAUUGCUACUACGAAAGUGGAGAGAUUAGAAAAAGACCUCAAAGAUAACACAGCAACUUUAGAAGAACUACAAAAUGCUCAAGACAUCCUUGACAACGAAAGUAAAAUGUUCGAAGACUUAGAAUUUCAGCAUUUAGAAGAAGAGUCUGAAUUAUUGGCAAACAGAGAAGACCUCCAAAAUGACAUAAUACUACUAUCGAAAAAGAUUGACGCUCAGAAAGCUCGUAUACUUACACUAAAAUCCGAAGCUAAUAGCAAUCUUACAUCCGCCUUAGAUGAAACUAAAGUCUUACGAGCCGAAUACGUCCGCCUACUUAACAAAGUUGAGGAUUUAACCAGCAAAGUGCAAGGUUUGGAAAAAGAAUUGAAACCUAUACUAGCUAAACUUAAUUAUAUAGAACGAACGCAGUCUCCAGAUAGUGCAUUUUUCACUGACAUAACGAGGGCAAAGUCUGGCGAAUUUGGGUAUUCACCACAAAGCUCAGAUAGUGACGAUCUCGAUCUUACGAAAAUAUCCGAGGAACACACGAAACAAUUAAAAGACAAGUUCAACUCUAUAGAUCGAAUGUCCCAAUCUAUGAUUGUGGAUAUCGAGAGGAGAGUUAUUGGUGACGUUGUCGAUGUAGAGGAAAGAAUCAGCGAAAGUCCGUCUAAAUCUUCUACUUCUUCUAAAGAGAAGAAAGGAUUUUGGGAGAGGAAUUUCGAUUCGCUUAAACGUAAAAGUAAAAAGCAGAAAUCACCUGAAAAAGUUGAUAUCAUGUCUCAAAGUUUAAAUGAAAAUAUUUUCUAUAAUAAUGAGAAUAUAGAGAAUGAUUUGGAUAAAUUUAAUAGUUUGAGAAAUUCUAAGAAAGAAAAGAAAGAGAAGAAAGACAACGGUCCUGUCAAAAGCAAUUCGUCAUCUAAGAUACCAACCUUUGCUGCGUUAGGUAAAAUUAUUAAGAAAGAUUCGUUUGGAAGAAAAUCUCGAGAGAAUAGCGUUAGCAAAACAGAGGAUUCGGAAAAAGACGGUAAGACUUCUAAUUGUACACGAUAUGUUAAGAAUGCUAAACCCGUUAUUAGUGAUAAUAAAUACGUUAAAGCGAAAUCAUUAUCUCCCGAUAAAUUGGGUAAAGAAGGAGAUUGUAUCAAGGAAGAACAAUUAGAGGAUGAUGCAAAUAAUCAGAAAAACAAAGUCACCUUUGAUAGUUUAAUUCGUAAAAAUUCCUCAGGUAAUCCACUGGACAGUCCGGCUAAAGUUUUGCACAGAAAAAGUUGUGGAGACGAACCGAACAAUAAAAUAUUGACGGAAUUUCAAAAAAUCUCUGAUUCAGGAAAGAUUCCCUCUCAAGAUGAUAUAGAUAGGAUUUCAAAAGUGACCAUAGAUGCGCCAUUACUUUCAAGUGACACGGAUAUGAAUUCGCUGGGGAAGAAAACGCUCGAUAGUUUAAUGGAGAUUGAGAGAAAGAGGCUAGAAAUAUUGGAAGAGCAAGGUUGUCAACUAAUAGAGAAUGAAAGAGAGAAGAUAUCAGAACUAAAACGAAGAGUGCAAGACGAGACGAAGAAACUCUGGGACCAGAAAAACAGAUCUGAACAAUCCAAGUCCUUCGACAGCGAUCACUGUCAAAGUCUGCCGCCGCUUGACAGCCAAGCUGACAGGUCGAUGACUAGUGACAAGUCGUUUGACAGGCCUGUCAUUGAAGAUACCAGUUUGAUGGAGCAGUCGUACUUGAUGAACUAUCCCAGCUUCUUUGAAGACAGUUCUGGUUUGAUGUCAUCGUCUAUAGAAGAGUGGUAUUCUGAUGUAGAUAAUGCUAUUUUGGACUGUUAUAAGACUUCUGCGUUAGGUCGUUAA